AUGGCAGGCUCUUCCAGCAGGUGGGCAUGGAACCAGCAGACUGAUCAAAGUCUUCGAGAGAGAGGCCAAUGGGCAAACAAGACAGAGUUUCUGCUGACUGUAAUCGGACUUAUCAUUGGGCUUGGAAAUGUCUGGAGGUUUCCAUAUCUUUGCUAUAAAAAUUCCUUAGGGUCUUUUUUCAUUCCAUACGUCCUGUUCCUGCUUAUGUGUGGUAUCCCGCUUUUUGUGCUUGAGAUAUCAUUGGGUCAGUACACCAGUCAGGGAGGCAUCACUUGUUGGAGAAAGAUCUGCCCUCUUUUUGAAGGAAUUGGCUAUGCCAGUCAACUUAUAAUUGUCUAUAGCUGCAUCACCUACAUCAUCAUCAUAGCUUGGGCCUUCCUUUACCUUUUCUUGUCCUUCAGUGUAGAACUGCCAUGGGCCAGCUGCAACAAUCUGUGGAACACAGAUGCAUGUACUGUGCUUGGUGGCAAGAAUUCCAGUUCAGAGUGGACGUCCCCUCUCAAUGCCACAUCCUCAGUGUUUGAGUUCUGGCGUUACAGAGUUUUGCGAAUGUCCAGCGGGAUAGAGAAUUUAGGGACAGUAAGUUGGGACUUGGCGCUUAUUCUCUUGCUUGUCUGGAUCCUGGUCUACUUCUGCAUCUGGAGAGGCGUGAAAUCUACUGGGAAGGCAACCUAUUUCACAGCAACAUUCCCUUUUGUUAUGCUCCUGAUCUUGCUCCUACGAGGGGUAACUCUGCCUGGUGCCAUCAAUGGAAUCCACUAUUAUAUGUACCCAAAUCUGACACGGCUAGCUGAUCCACAGGUAUGGAUAGAUGCUGGUACACAGAUCUUCUACUCUUAUGCAAUAUGUCUUGGAUAUCUCACCUCUCUCGGAAGCUACAACAAAUAUAACAAUAACUGCUAUAGGGAUUCCUUCUACCUUUGUUUGUUGAACAGUGGUAACAGUUUUUUGGGGGGGGGGGGGUUUGCCAUUUUCUCUGUUCUGGGUCACAUGGCACAGGAACAGGGGGUGGAUAUAUCCCUUGUGGCUGAGUCUGGUCCAGGACUGGUGUUUAUAGUGUACCCUCAGGCAGUGACAAUGUUGCCAUGGUCUCAGUUCUGGGCUGUACGUUUCUUUACCAUGGUCAUACUCUUGGGUUUGGACAGCCUGUUUGUUGGACUAGAGAGCAUAAUGACAUCAGCGACAGACAGUUUUCCCACUGUGUUGAGGCGUGGCUUCUGAAGAGAGAUGCUGCUUCUAGUGGUCUGCCUUUUCUGCUACCUGAUGGGCCUCUUCAUGAUCACAGAGGGUGGCCUAUAUAUCAUUCUGUUGUUUGACCAUUACGUAUGCAGUGGAAUCACUCUCCUGUUCCUUGCUACCUGCCAGUCUGUGGCCAUUGGCUGGGUAUACGGUGCUGACCGAUUAUAUGAGAAUAUAGAAGAUAUGAUUGGAUACAAGCCCUGGCCUAUGUUGAAGUAUUGCUGGCGCUAUUUCACACCCACUGUCUGCAUAGGCACUUUUAUCUUCUCUCUCGUCAAGUACAGUCCCCUGAAAUUGAAUAACACAUAUGUGUAUCCAUGGUGGGCAUAUGCUUUUGGCUGGUUCCUGGCUGUAUCCUCUCUUUCCCUUAUCCCCCUCACCAUGAUAUACAAACUGUACAAGGGGCAAGGGACAUUGUGGAUGCGUUUCCAGUUGGCAUGCACUCCAGCACAGGAUCUGCCUCAGUCUCAGAGACGUUCAGCACAUCAUUACACUCUGUCAACAUGUACUGACAGACAAAAGACAACCAACAACCUUUAGUGCUCAAA
Molecule: messenger RNA, 1787 nt
Organism: Xyrauchen texanus (razorback sucker)
Lineage: Eukaryota; Metazoa; Chordata; Actinopteri; Cypriniformes; Catostomidae
Gene: slc6a11a
Product: solute carrier family 6 member 11a
Exons: 14
Biological process (GO): sodium ion transmembrane transport
Cellular component (GO): membrane
Source: RefSeq, a predicted model, not a curated record